Vitis riparia (riverbank grape) is the source of this 1579-nucleotide messenger RNA. Its product is annotated as UDP-glycosyltransferase 74F2-like. The record is from RefSeq and is a predicted model, not a curated record. Gene Ontology annotation, molecular function: UDP-glycosyltransferase activity. NCBI's taxonomy places the organism in Eukaryota, Viridiplantae, Streptophyta, Magnoliopsida, Vitales, Vitaceae. The transcript is spliced from 2 exons. Bases 60 to 1436 code for a protein of 458 amino acids.
UUAGCUACCAAUCUCCUGGUAAAUUGGGGAGAGAAAGUGACCACAAAGUUCUGCAGACAAUGGAGAAGGAGAAGAAAAGCUAUGGAGCCCAUAUCCUUGUCCUUCCUUAUCCAAGCCAAGGCCACAUAAAUCCUAUGCUCCAAUUCUCAAGGCGCUUGGUCUCCAAAGGCGUCAAGGCCACUCUUGCAACCCCCAUCUUCAUCUCCAAAACCUUCAAGCCACAAGCAGGCUCAGUUCAGCUAGACACAAUCUCAGAUGGCUUCGAUGAAGGCGGGUUCAUGCAGGCCGAGAGCAUCCAUGAGUAUCUCACCCAAUUAGAAGCUGCAGGCUCAAGAACCCUAGCUCAACUCAUCCAGAAACAUAGAGACUUGGGACACCCUUUUGAUUGUAUAGUUUAUGAUGCCUUCUUGCCUUGGGCUUUGGAUGUUGCCAAGCAGUUUGGCCUGGUUGGAGCUGCUUUCUUCACUCAAACUUGUGCUGUUAAUUACAUAUACUAUCAUGCAUAUCAUGGGCUGCUACCACUUCCAGUUAAGUCCACGCCUGUAUCGAUUCCUGGGUUGCCUUUGCUUGAGCUCAGGGACAUGCCUUCUUUCAUCUAUGUUGCAGGGUCUUAUCCUGCCUACUUUCAGCUGGUAUUGAAUCAGUUCUGCAAUGUCCAUAAAGCUGAUUGGGUUCUUGUCAACACCUUCUACAAGUUGGAGGAAGAGGUGGUGGAUGCAAUGGCAAAGCUCUCUCCCUUGAUUACAAUUGGACCAACAAUCCCAUCCAAGUACUUAGACAAUCGACUCGAAAAUGAAGCAGAAUAUGGAUUCGAUCUCUUCUCCUCAGAGCCAUCUGCACACACAAUCAAUUGGCUAGACAAUAAGCCAACACGGUCUGUAAUUUAUGUGUCGUUUGGUAGCAUGGCCUGUUUGAGUGAAGCUCAAAUGGAGGAACUUGCCUGGGGCUUAAAGGGAAGUGGCCACUACUUCUUGUGGGUGGUUAGGGAUUCUGAGGAGGCAAAGCUCCCAAAACAUUUCAUCCAUGAAACGUCAGGAAAAGGUUGGUUUGUGAAGUGGAGCCCUCAGCUGGAAGUGUUGGCCAACGACGCCCUCGGUUGUUUUUUCACACACUGUGGUUGGAAUUCGACCGUUGAGGCCUUGAGCUUAGGGGUGCCAAUGGUGGGGAUGCCGCAGUGGACGGAUCAGACCACGGAUGCAAAGUUUGUGGAGGAUGUUUGGAAGGUGGGAAUUAGGGUUAGGGUUGAUGAGAAUGGGAUUGUGGGAAGAAAAGAGGUGGAGGAUUGUAUAAGAGAAGUAAUGGAGGGGGAGAGGGGGAAAGCAAUGAAGGAGAAUGCAAAGAAAUGGAGGAAGUUGGCUGUGGAGGCAGUCAGUGAAGGUGGGACUUCUGAUAAGAACAUUGAUGAAUUUGUAGCUAAACUCAUACUUAGGUCCUAGGUUGAUCAUUCAGGUCUUCAAUUAAAUCAUCAUCCAAUUAGGGUUUCUAUUUUAUAGCUCAAUUUCAAUGGGAUUUAGUUGAUGAUGUACCCCAUUAAAUUUGUAAUGUUAUUCCUCAUUCAAUAAAGUUGAUAUAUUGGCUA